GCGAGUGCGCAAAGAAUGUCGGCCAUUUUGGGCGAAAAGUAAAUUCCGAAAGUACCUACAUUAAUAUUUUGACAUGGAUCACAGUUUUCUGUUAUUCCCGUAAACAAUUAUUCUCUGUGGAUUAAUAGAGUAUACAUUGAUUGAGCUUUGUGAAUGAAGAAAACUCCCAGUGCUUGUCGAAUUAACACUUAAUUCACGCCGAAACAGUGCCCUGUUUCAGAAACAAAUUGGGACUGUUUCUAUUUCGGUACAAGUCGGUCCAAACAAACCUGCCCAUUUCAACGUUAACUGUCUCUUAUGUUACUUUAUGAAAUAAGUGCAUACAGAGUUGGCAUAACGUUGUUGCAUGUGCUAAGAAAUUUGCUGAAGUAUUUCGAUUCUAUCGGAUAUUUUCACUUUUAUUGAACAAAUGGUGGAACUUGAUCAGUUCGGUCAAAUCGAGUUAAACUGAUUAGAAAUUCAAAAUGUCGACAACUGCCACUAGAGCUCCACUAACUACAGUCCACGAGUCAGUGAUGUCAGAACAUCGUAAGGAUGAAAAGUCCAACACAAGAAUUUCCUCAUCAAAGUCACGCACUGAUGAGCCGCACAUUGGAAAAUAUCGUCUGAUAAAAACCAUUGGGAAAGGAAACUUUGCAAAAGUGAAAUUGGCAAAGCAUGUUCCGACUGGACGCGAGGUUGCUAUCAAAAUCAUAGACAAAACACAGCUUAAUCCUUCCAGCUUACAAAAGUUAUUUCGAGAAGUAAGAAUAAUGAAAAUGUUGGACCAUCCUAAUAUAGUUAAGUUAUUCGAAGUUAUAGAGACAGAGAAGACGUUAUAUCUAGUUAUGGAAUACGCCAGUGGAGGGGAGGUGUUCGAUUAUUUGGUGGCACACGGCAGAAUGAAAGAAAAAGAAGCACGAGCUAAGUUCAGACAGAUAAUAUCAGCAGUUCAGUAUUGUCACCAGAAGAAUAUUGUUCACAGAGAUUUAAAGGCUGAAAACUUGCUGCUGGACGCAGACAUGAACAUCAAGAUUGCAGACUUUGGGUUCAGUAAUGAAUUUGUCCCUGGCAACAAGCUUGACACGUUCUGUGGGAGUCCUCCGUAUGCUGCACCAGAGUUGUUUCAGGGAAAAAAAUAUGACGGUCCCGAGGUGGAUGUGUGGAGUUUAGGCGUUAUUUUGUACACUCUAGUCAGUGGUUCCCUUCCUUUUGAUGGCCAAAACUUAAAGGAACUUAGAGAAAGGGUUCUACGGGGCAAAUAUAGAAUUCCUUUUUACAUGUCAACAGACUGUGAAAACUUGUUGAAACGAUUCUUAGUCUUAAAUCCAACUAAAAGGGCUAGUUUAGAGAACAUUAUGAAAGAAAGGGAGAGUUGGAUUAACCUCGGCUGGGAGGAGAACAAAUUAAAGCCCUACCAAGAACCCCCUCGAGAUAUUGUUGAUGCUAAACGGAUAGAGAUCAUGGUGAAUAUGGGAUAUGGUCGGUCGACCAUUGAGGAAUCUGUGGUUCAACAGAAGUUUGAUGACCUUCAGGCCACUUACCUUUUGCUGGGCAGGAGGACCACAGACUUGGAAGGUAGUGAUCGAUCGGGCAGUAGCCAGUCAUUGCGGCAUCUCCAGACAUCAACGACGUCAAAUCGACCGACGAGUGAAAAUCAGGCGAACAACCACUCUCCAAACAAGGGGGUGACGAGGAGCCAGUCGGCUACUAACAGUGGACAGAGAGGUCCGAGGCGCCAUAGUCAUGGCGGAGAUAAUAAUGCGCAUGGUAGUAUGAAACGGGGUCCGGGCAGUGCAUCUCAGUCGAGCAGUCACUCGACGCGUAGGCAGAACACCAUCGACACAAGCAGCUCCGCAAAGGAGAACAUCAUCUCAGGGAGAAAAACUCCGUCAUCAAUGGAGUCGCCAAAGAUUAAUUCAGCGAGUCCUGGUCGGGCUACUAUUCCUAAGAAGCCGAGUUCAGCGACGCCGACAGGAAAGAACAGUGUGAUACAUAAAAGCGUUCCUCAUCGGAGCGGAACAUUUAGUCCCGGUGAUAACCGUGUUCAGGCUCCCAUAGAUAAGACACCAUCAAGAACUACGAAUGGACAGGAUAUAAGGCAAAUGACAAACUCCACUAAUGCCUCUGACAUUAAGUCCACAAAUCGUGAUGUGGCGCGUCCAAAGCAUGUGAAAUCUGCGAGCACGUCUCAUCCACGAAAUAUGGAGUUACCUCCUCUUGAAAGUGAUUUUAGACCCACCACUGCCCCAGGGAACCCCUCUGUGCCUAUCUCGCCAGCCGCCCGGCCCUCGAAUCCACCUAUCCUGAGCCGUAACAUCCAGAGUCGCAGCACAUUCCACGGAGGGGUUGUUCGCGAUCGACGAACACCCGGCUACAACAACCCUGUACCAGGAUACUCCCAGGAUACAUCCACAAUGAAUGCAACUGGCCGAUUCUCUAUCUUUAACAAGCUCACUUCGAAAUUUAGUCGAAGAGACAGUGGAGAAAUGAUACCACGCAGCAAAUUGUUCCGCAGGUCCAUUAAUGAGGGUCAGCGCGAGGGCGGCGGUGGGAUUAGUGGAGUUCACGGGGGCAGUACCCCGACCACAGGCAUUGAGGGGUCUGUGAAACCCCGAUCGCUCCGUUUCACGUGGAGCAUGAAGACGACGAGCUCCAUGGAUCCCAACGAUAUGAUGAAGGAAAUACGCAAAGUUCUUGAUCAAAAUAACUGUGAUUAUGAGCAGCGUGAAAAGUUCCUGUUGCUUUGCGUACACGGGGACCCUAAUACAGACAGUCUCGUGCAAUGGGAGAUGGAAGUUUGCAAGCUGCCCCGCCUAUCACUCAACGGAGUACGCUUCAAGCGAAUUUCCGGGACUUCCAUAGGAUUUAAGAACAUUGCAUCAAAAAUUGCCAAUGAAUUGAAGCUAUGAUGUUAUCUGACAAGAUAAUCAUGUAGAUUUUACAUUAUCAUGAGAUUUUUUAUAUUUAAAAAAAAAGUUGGGCGACGGCUUAUACUACUGAAUUUAAAGACUUUGUCGUUACAGUGCCUCGGUAUAAUAUUGGGCAUUUGUUCAUGCAGAGUGUAUUGUUAUCGCAGGUGUGUGGCCUGUGGAAUGUGAUCUAGAUGUUCAAUGUCAGGAGAUGAAUUGGUUCCUGUGUUCUGAUAAUGGCCCUAUGGUGGGGGCCAAGGUAUCAUUAUGUUCAUGUCAUUGUGACAAGGUGGUCUGUUGUCCUUAAGUACUUGUAAAAUAUCUGUUUUGUGUGCACUGGGUUAUGGAAAACAUAAUUGUACAUGUGUGUUGGCACACCUUAGUGUUCAUUGUAAAGUGCACAGAAAGCAGGUUUCAUCAUUUGUUAAAAUAUUUCACUACUGUGGGUUUUGAUCAAAGUUGUGCCAAGGAGAUGACAAUGUAACUUGUAAGCACUAUAUUUUCAAGGUAUUUCAAGGGCACAGACAUAGAAUAUAGGCAGGGUACCAUACUUUUAGUCACAAAAAUGGAAUAAGGCCCCUAAAGCGCUAACAACUUGGGGGAGUAGCACUCAACAAUUUUGGGAGAGUAGCACUCAACAACUUUAGAGUUGAAUGUGUACACUUGUGAUUCUGUUUCUCACGUUGUGGUGUUAUUUAUGUGGAAUCAUGGUAUCCAGUCACUGUUAAUUAUUACUGAUCAGUGUUUCUGACUUUAUUUGUAUAAAGUGUACAUAUUGUGUAAAAUAAUAUAUAUCUAGUGAUUUAUUUUCCUUCAUGGAAAAUUGACCUUAGUAAUGAAAGAUGUUUUCUUUACAUAAAUCAUGUGCAGAUACAGAGUUAUUGUACAUUUUAGUAUACUAUGUUUUACAAAUAUUGACACAGUUUGCAUGCAUUAUAUCAAUCACCUAUAUUGAUAAUAGUAAAUACUAAUGUAUCAAUAUAUAUUAGGACUUUUAAAUUUAAUAUUUGGGUGCUCAAUAAGACAUAAGUUAAAGCAGUGAAGUAUUGUUGCAAAACUAGCUUAAGUUUAAUCUUUUACUAAGUUAAACUUAGUUUAGUAAAGCAUUAACUGCUUGUAUGAUACGCAGUCAAACUCAGAAGUGAGCCUUUAUGUUGAAUUAGCUGUCAUAUAUUACUGAAAUGCUCAUUAUUUGUGCAUAAGUAUUUUUCGUUUGUCUCAUAAAACAAAUCAAAAGAAAUUAGGCAGAAAAUAUAUAACUGAAGUCUAUUUUAAAGGUGCUUCAAGCAAAAUAAUUGAUGCGGUUAAAUGCUUUGCCUGUGUCAGAAAAAUAAGCCCAUCUUGCGCAUAAUCCUUGAAAUCUUCCCCUUAGCUACUUGACAGUGUAUAUAAUCAUCUUCAAUGUUCUGUUUUGUUUUGAUUUUCACAACUUUUGGUUAUUUCGAAAGAUUGCAAGAACCAAGUUUCAUUCAUCAAGAAUUUUUCUAUUGUAAAGUUUUGUGAAUAAUGUUUUCCUGAAUAGUUAUUGUCUAUAAAUAUUUUUAGAGAGAAAAAGCUGUUUCAUUGAUAAUUGAAACACUUGUUAGGUGAUACAAUUAUUGAAAUAUUUUCUUCAUAUUAAAUCUGUUAUCUUUGAUGUAAGUCUUAAAUAUGCAACCCGAGUAUAUAACAGUUAACACUACUAUAAAUAUAUAUUUUGUUUCGUAAAAAGGUGUUUAAGUGUGUUUCCCAGUUGUAAAUGUACCCAGUGCUUGCAAACUGUCCAUUCUGUGCUAUAUAAUAAUGUGAUAUGUUACACAAAGUCUCCUGUAUGGUAAGCCAUCUAGAUUAAGUGUCAGCAUUAAAUAGCACAUCUAUAGUCAGCAUUGAAUACCACAUCUAGAGAGUAGAGUCAGCAUUGAAUACUGUAUCUAGAUUCAGCAUUGAAUACCACAUCUAUAGUCAGCAGUAUUCUAUAGUCAGCAUUGAAUACUGCAUCUAUAGUCAGUAUUGAAUACUGCAUCUAGUGUUGGCAUUGAAUACUGCAUCUAUAGUCAGCAUUGAAUACCGCACCUAUAGUCAACAUUGAAUACUGCAUCUAGUGUUGGCAUUGAAUACUGCAUCUAGAGUUGGCAUUGAAUACAUCAUCUAAUGUUGGCAGUGAAUACAGCAUCUAGUGUUGGCAUUGAAUACUGCAUCUAGUGUUGGCAUUAAAUACAGCAUCUAGUGUUGGCAUUGAAUACAGCAUCUAGUGUCGGCAUUGAAUACUGCAUGUAGUGUUGGCAUUGAACACAGCAUCUAGUGUUGGCAUUGAAUACUGCAUCUUGUGUUGGCAAUGAAUAAUGAGGCAACUUCCAAAAUUGAACCACAUAAGAAGCGUGAUACUACUGACAUUAUUUAGAUGGCUUGUCAGGGUAGACUUGAAGCAGAUCAUGCAAUUUGAAUUAUAUUUUUUAAGUUUCAGCUUGAUAUACCUGUUAAUGUUUGUUGCAAGAAGAAUCAAUUUAAUUUUAGAUACAGAUGAUAUAGGGUUUUAGCAAGGUUUCAAAAACGACAGGAUAAGCUGAAAGAAGGGAGAAAAAGCAUAUCAUAUUGGGCAAUGAAGAACUUAAACGUUAUGUAUCUAAUGUUUGAAUUGGUUGAAUUGCAGUAACAUAAUGUUUCAACUACCAGAUGGGAGCCGUGGUAGUCAAGGGCAGGGUGCAGUACCCUUCCAUUACUCUAUAGCUGAAAUGCUAAUAUGUUCUUGGAUGUUUUUCAGUGGCUUUGAUUCUUGGCAAACUUAAAAUUUUGUUCUUCAUUGCAUGAUCUGUCUCUACAUCUUGUGAUGAAGCAUUAUGAACAAAUUGAUAAAAAAUCUUUUAUUACUAACAUAUUGGGCAUCCAUAUUGUUUUAACGUUUUAGUUUAUAUAUUUAUUCAAGUAAUAUUUCCUACAGUUAUGGUCUAAAAUCAUUUUAAAAUCGUUCAAGUUAUGUAACGCUCUUACCUGAUUAUUUUGUUAAAAAAUCUUCAAAAAGCAUUGGAAUUUUUUGGCGAAAGUUAAUAAUUUUCUUCUUUAUUUAUAAUAUUUAUUUUGUUUGUCUUGGAAUAAUUUGAAUCAUGACAAACAGAAAUGGUCUUACAGUAUAAUCACCAAUAAUCAGUUUUGGGCAUUUCAUGAAAUAUAUUUAGCACAAAAAAUAUGCAAAUUGCUUUAAAAAGUACCCAUGACCUUAUAUACACAUCAAGUCAUGGGAACGCAGUUCUGUUUUCAGUAUAAAGAAAUUAUGACAUCUUAUUUUACUUUUUUUCCUUGCAUCAUAUUAACUGUAAGACCUUUUUUGCUUGUUGCGGUUCAAUUUUUUAACUAUAAGUUUGAUAAAGGUUACAUAACCUUCUAAUCUUAUUUUCUGGAAGCGUCUCAUGCAUUCUUCAUUUUUCCUUCACAUAAGUUUUUACAUGCAAUAACUCUUAUUCCUGAUCUAUAUGUGUCACUCGAUGAUGCAAUGACAAAAUAAAUAUGUGACAAAACCUG
Mya arenaria is the source of this 6386-nucleotide messenger RNA. RefSeq names its product MAP/microtubule affinity-regulating kinase 3-like. Gene Ontology annotation, cellular component: cytoplasm. Gene Ontology annotation, molecular function: tau-protein kinase activity; protein serine/threonine kinase activity; ATP binding. Bases 465 to 2891 code for a protein of 808 amino acids. Gene Ontology annotation, biological process: protein phosphorylation; microtubule cytoskeleton organization; intracellular signal transduction. The record is from RefSeq and is a predicted model, not a curated record. The transcript has 19 exons. Lineage: Eukaryota; Metazoa; Mollusca; Bivalvia; Myida; Myidae.